Molecule: messenger RNA, 1658 nt
Organism: Liolophura sinensis
Lineage: Eukaryota; Metazoa; Mollusca; Polyplacophora; Chitonida; Chitonidae
Product: acid-sensing ion channel 4-A-like
Exons: 8
Coding region: 1-1440 (479 amino acids)
Biological process (GO): sodium ion transmembrane transport
Cellular component (GO): plasma membrane
Molecular function (GO): ligand-gated sodium channel activity
Source: RefSeq, a predicted model, not a curated record
AUGGACAAGGACUUGGAUGCGCAUGGGCUCCUGGGGCAGUUUACCUCCAGUACUUCCCUACAUGGAGUAAAGCACAUCUCCCAGGGUUCCAAGGGUGCAAGAAGGCACUUCUGGGUUGUGGCACUCCUCUGCAUGUUGGUGUUGCUGGUGUACGUUAUAGUGAAUCAAGUGGUGAAGUUCACAAGCUACCCGUUCUACACGGUCAACACCCUGCGUCAGACACGCAGCCUGCCAUUCCCGUCCGUCACAGUCUGCAACAGCAACUUGUUCCGGAAGUCUGUUGUAACACAGGACCCCAUCGCGGCGAUGAGCCUGAGAGCGAUGUACGACAACGGCCCGCGGGCCCCCGCCAUCAACUUUAGUGAUCCCCGCUUUGUCUCAAAGAACACGGACUGUGACCCGCGAGAUUUCUUUCAGGCCACGGCUCACCAGCUAGAGUCGAUGUUCCGAUUCUGCUCUUGGAUGUCAGAUGAAGUGAACUGUUCCGAGUACCUGACCCCACAUCACACAAACCACGGCCUCUGUUACACCUUCAACUCGAUGGACUACAUAAAGAGUCACGGAAGACUGAACACCUCGUUUCCAGGAGAGGCUGGCGGACUCAAGCUCACCAUGGACAUAGAAGAACACGAGUAUUUCUACGGCCUAUCUUCUGCCUUAGGUAUUAAGGUUUUGGUACACGAUCCAGAUGUCUUUCCAAAUACGUACAACAGAGGUUUCCUCGUCGGUCCGGGCACUAAGGUCUCGGCGUCAACCUCCAUCACUAAGAUCAAGUGCUUGCCUGCACCUUACAAAGCUAUGGGAGACGAGGAAUGCCUGGACACCGGGGUUCCUGGUUUUGAGUCCCCGUUGGACUUGUACUCUACCUACGAUAUCCAGGCGUGUUACAUGGAAUGUACGGCAAAAGCCGCUAUCGCCGAAUGUGGAUGUCAGGAUACCUUAGACAAUGCGGUCAACGUUUCGUAUUGCAGUAUCCGGGAACUCAUCCAGUGCUAUCGUCCCAGUAAGGCCAAACAUCAACGCUCUAUCAAAUCAUUGGAGGAUUGCAAAUGCCUGAGACAAUGUAACUGGGACCAGUAUGACGUCCGCGUGUCUUCGGGCGGUUACCCCAUGGAACAUGACCUACAGCAGAUCAUGGAAAACCGAAAUAUCAGCAGAGAAUAUGUACUUAAGAACUACCUAUCAGUGGGCGUGUUCUUUGAUCAGCUGGUGUUUACCGAGAUUGAGCAGGUUCCCUCGUACACAGCCGUGGACAUUGUGGCGAACCUUGGCGGACAGCUGGGCAUUUUCCUCGGCGCCAGUUUCCUCACUCUUACGGAAGUUGUCGAGUAUAUCAUGGGAGCCAUAUGCCUUUUCGUUUCUAGACGCAAGAAAACUCAGGUUCAGGCCUGGACAGCGGACAACACGGAAAAGACGCCUGAUACAGCCAACAAAUCCUAAACUAUCCGAGCUAAGAAAUGCAUCCAAGGAUUGCUGAAUUUAGAGAUAUUUCCCGGGUUACGUGUUUUCAGCGGAGGAAAAUGUGACACGUUAUACAUUUUGUAACGUUAAUGAGUAAAAUGUUCCAUUUUUUUUAAAGUGCUACUUAACUAACAAAGUACCACGUAGUUUAUGUGGUACGGUAUGCAGUACAUCGUUGUUUGUGAAUUCCCACGUAA